AUGGCCCCGUAUUUGUACUCACCAUUACCAGAGGGUAGUAUCCGCCUUCUUCGGAUAACCCCGCACCCGGACAAGAACUCCCCAGUCCAAUGCGAGCUAUUCAGUUUUGCUCUAUCUGACUCGGACAGCACCUACCCUUACGAGGCCUUGUCAUACGUCUGGGGGUCUGCAGAAAAGCCUCUUUCUAUCGUCGUGAAUUAUCUUAACUUCCUCGUGGGAACAAAUCUUCAUGCGGCGCUGGUGCAUCUUCGACAUGGCUCUCUAGAGCGUAUCAUAUGGAUUGAUGCAAUUUGCAUCAAUCAAGGAGACACGUUAGAGAAAGGAAAUCAGGUCCAGUCAAUGGCCGAGAUCUAUGCUAAAGCCAGCUGUGUUGUUGUUUGGCUCGGGUCGGCGUCAACUACCAGCGAUCAGGCAUUGGAUAACAUCCGCGAAGCAGCACUCCGAAAUUCGACAGAGGGGAAAGAUCAAAAAGGUAUUUUCCAGCUUCUCCAAAGACCAUGGUUUCAGCGCAUUUGGGUCCUACAAGAGGUUGCCGCAGCCCGAUAUGUACUCAUCAAGUGUGGCUCUACCGAAAUUGAUGGAUAUGCAUUUUGCUCGGGCUUAAAUGCAAUGGAGCUCUCCUAUAAAAGUUACCCGAGUUUGCAGCCCCUGGUUCGAUCUGUCACCUAUCUCAUACGGGGAGCCAUCUUCCGCCCUCGGCACGUUACAACACAAUCCAGUAGAUUUUCACUCGACAUACGUCCUCUGAGCGAGUUGGCUGAGAUGUACCAUACCCGAAAGGCUACCGAACGCCACGAUAAAGUCUACGCUUUGCUUGGUAUGAGCUCCGAUGAUCCCAGUGAAGCGGGGCUAUAUGUUGACUACACGAUCCCAUGGAGUCAAGUAUUUCAUAGGCUGGUUAAAUAUGUACUUUCACAAUCGGUAUCUGUGAAGACUUGGAGCGACAGGGAGCUGGCUGUUAUCGAUGGAAAGGGCUUAGUUCUGGGCGAAGUCUCCUCGGUCCAAAGAGAUCCGGCUUGGGAGGAUAGUCAGGAAGUGACAAUUGCCUGGAAGAAUGCAUAUGUUGAGGCUGGCGGAAUGUCGUCUUGGGCAGUCCAGGCCUCGGCAAAGAGCAUCCAAGCAGGGGACAUCGUGUGCCUUCUUCAGGGAGCGUCAAGGCCCAUGAUCAUCAGACUAUGUCAUCCUUACUGGGCCGUUGUCAUGAUUUCGGUGCCUCCUACAGACGCUAUUGCUCGAAAUGGCAAGGGCAUCGAGUGGUCGGAAAUAUCACAGUCAGUCACGAGGUUCUCACACAGCUUUGUCCUUGUCUGGGACUGGGAGAUGCAACCAAAUGAGUCUCUUGGCGAUCAAGAAAUAAAGUACGAGGAACUCAUGGUCAAAGAAAUGCAGAAGGGCUCAAUGACAGAUAAACUGUACAUUAUUGCAAUACUGGCGAAUAUUGGAUUCGUAUUGCAUGAUCUUGAAAGACAUGCCGAAGCUGAAAAGUAUGUCCGGAGAUCGUUGAGAAACUUUGAGAAGGCUUUGAAAAAUGUGGACAACUCCAACCCAGCCUCGAACUCCGGAAGUGAUACUAAAACUGGGGCAUACAUUGCAGCGAUAACCGAAGCUCUUCUUGGAUUUGAGGGCGGUUGGUUGCCACUGAGAUGGGCGUCUGAGGAUGGAUACGACUUAACGAUUAAACUUAUGCUUGAGAAUGUUAACCCGAACAUGAAGAAUGAGGCUGGUCGAACCCCGCUCUCUUGGGCAUCAGGUCAUGGCUACGAGGCUCUUGUUAAUCUGCUUCUUGGAAUCGAAAUUGUUAAUCCAGAUACGAGAGACGAGAAGGAAUGGACUCCACUGCUAUGGGCAGCCAGCAAAGGACAUGAGACAAUUGUUAAGCUUCUUCUUGACACGAAAAGGGUUGAUCCAAAUGCCAAGGAAGAGCCCGAUGAGACCAGACGAACAAGGCGAACACCACUCUUACUCGCCGCAGAGGGUGGUCACGAGGCAGUAGUAAGGAUGCUUCUUGAUACUGACGCGGUGGACUUGAGCGCUAGUGCUGAGACCGGAGAAGCAUCUUUGCUGUGGGCCGUGAAGAACGGGCAUGUAGGGGUUGUUCAACUGCUACUUCAAACAGGAAAGAUUGUUCCGGAUGCUGCAGAAGAGAGUGAGAUUGAAGACGAAAGCGGACGAACACCGCUUAUGUGGGCAGCAAACAACCAGCAUCACGAUGUUGUUAAGCUUCUUCUCGAUACCGGCAAGGUCGAUCCGGAGGCUAGAGACAAGUGCAGAAGAACGGCCAUAUCUCUCGCCGCGGAAAACGGCAAUGACAAAAUUGUGAAGCUGUUGUUGAGUACUGACAAGGCCGACCCUGACGCAGCUGAUAAGGAUGGACGAACUCCACUAAUACUGGCGGCAGAGGGAGGGUUUGAAAAGGUUGUUCAGCUGCUUCUUGAUACAAACAAGGUUAAUACAAGUUUGAAAGACAACCGCGGACGAACGCCUCUAUCGUCAGCCGCCAAGAACGGCCACGAAGCUAUUGUCAGCAUGCUGGCUGAGAGAAAUGAGCUGAGCUUCCAAGACCUACAGCGCCAGAUCCUAGCACCCCCCAAGCACGAGGACUUUCUCAACAUCCGAGAUGAAGACUACUUUGACCAUCGAUGUCAAGAACUGUUUUCAAAUCUUCGACAGUGGAUCCUACGUUUUUCAAAGUUUUCGGAUAUGCGCGCUGCUCGCUUGACAUCCGAAAUUAGCGACGAAAAGAUCAUUGACAGGCUGGAUAACGUCAUACUCGAUGGGUCAGAUGUGGAUACGUAUCUCUGCGAUCGAGUACGUCGUCGCGAUGUGUUUACAUCCGUAGCCAUGAGUAUGCUGUGGGAGUUUGUCUUUACUCGCUACUUGUUCGGCCUGGAUCGAGAAACAAGACAGAAGCUCAAGAGUCUCGAAAAGCAGCUGGUCGGACCUCCUUCGGCCAUACGGAGAUGGCGCGCCACAACUCUGACACUGUUGUCUAAUCGCGACAGUGUCCAGAACCAGCGUGACCAUGAUGCUAGAGCCGUAUCCGAAAGUAUCUUCCAGACCUUGUGCGCCAUUCUCCCACCACCUUCCAAUCUGGAAAGUCAGCUUGUUUCUAGUCUGUCGCAGGUGACGAAAGAAGCAGUUGAGGUUUCAGUCGAGAUGCGCAGUCAAAAGGCAGAAUACAUGAUGCUUCCACCUCUGCAGCCCGAGUAUGAUACGAAUGGUGACCUUGCAAGCUUGGUCUUUUUCAACGCUGCUUUGAUGAAUGAGCGCGGUGAUAGUUCGGACUUGACCAAUGAGGAGUAUGAAGCUCAAAAGUCAACAGUGAGAAUCGUGUUGUUUCCCCUGGUUGUGAAGAAGGGAGGGGAUUAUGGUGACGGCGAUGACGAGAUUGUUGUUUAUCCAGCUCAAGUGCUGGUAGCGCCAAAAAAGUCUGAAAAGAAGAACGUGGAAUUAAGUUCCUGA
This is a messenger RNA of Fusarium fujikuroi IMI 58289, 3462 nucleotides long. RefSeq names its product related to HETEROKARYON incompatibility protein. The coding region runs from base 1 to 3462 and encodes 1153 amino acids. Gene Ontology annotation, molecular function: protein binding. The record is from RefSeq and is a predicted model, not a curated record. NCBI's taxonomy places the organism in Eukaryota, Fungi, Ascomycota, Sordariomycetes, Hypocreales, Nectriaceae. The transcript is spliced from 2 exons.